This is a messenger RNA of Sphenostylis stenocarpa, 2238 nucleotides long. NCBI's taxonomy places the organism in Eukaryota, Viridiplantae, Streptophyta, Magnoliopsida, Fabales, Fabaceae. The record is from the annotation of a GenBank genome assembly.
AUGGCGGCUGGGAGACAUGGCGGUUACCGCGAUAACGAAUUCAGAGAGCGCGAAUCGAAACUCGAAGGGUCUAGACGUGGAUUCGCGAAUUCGAAAGAGGAUUACGAUCGUGUUAGGAAUGGUGGGGGUGAUGUUGUGAGGGGUGGGUCCAGGGACAAGGUUAGGGUGAGGCAGAGAGAUAUUAAGGAGAGGGAAGGUGUUAAUGGCGGUUACCGAUCCUCUUCGAGUAGGAGUGACUCUGGCAGCAGUGGCCUUGGUCCUCGCCGGUGUGGUUUCUCUGUCAAGGCAAUGGAUAGAGAGCCUGGUGAGCUUUCCAGUGAGAGUGGUUCUGAUGAUGCUAUUGAAUCAGAAUCGGGGCCCAAACACUCCGAGGUUGCCACGUUGGAAGAAACCAGAACCCAGUCUUCGCCGGUGCCUGAGAGGAAAAGGAAAUUUUCGCCCAUUGUGUGGGAUCAGGAUGACAAGGAUGUCCGUGAGUCAUCCAAAGUUAGGGUUUCUGCCUCUGCGGUGGUGACAGCAGCUCUUCCUCCUCCGCCUCCAUUGCCAAAGGUUUUCCGUCAGUCACUGUCACCAAAUGCUUUGAAUAGUGGAGUUGAAAUACAUCCUGUCAAGAACAGGGAGACUGAGAAUCUCCAGUUGAAUUCAGCAUCUAAGAUUAUAUUGCCCUCUCCUUCAGGUUUGCAUUCAUCGCCUCCGAAAGGGAGGUGGGGUGAUGAUCAAGAAGCUGAACAUCUAGAAGGUGAAGAUUAUGUUCCAACUCGCAAUAUAUCGUCUUCAAGAUGGGCAGCUGGAGAUAACUCCCCUGUUGAUGAGGGUGAGAUCCUCAAUGAUGAGGAAAUACCCAAAAGGCGGAGGAAGGUGUCUCCUGAGCUAUUGGAUGGCAGACUAAGGAACAAGCUAUUGAGCCCUGAGGAAUCUAAGAUAGAAGGUAUUGAAGGAGCUAGAGCCAGAUCAUCUGAAUCUGAAGAAAGAGGUGUCCGUGGUAGAACUUCCAGUGGUGAUGAUCAUCCUGGUAUUGAGUCAGAGAAGGAUGACUUCAUGGAGGUUGAUGCUCAAGGUGGGAAAAGUGAAAACAGUGUCAGUCACUCAGACACGGAUUAUGAAGAUGAAGAUGAUGGCCGGGAGACUCCAGAACCUCCUUCUCCACCUCAAAGAACUGUCAACAUGCUUCAGGGUUGUAGAAGUGUUGAUGAGUUUGAGAGACUUAACAAGAUAGAUGAAGGAACAUAUGGUGUUGUAUAUAGGGCUAGGGAUAAAAAAACUGGAGAAAUUGUAGCGUUGAAGAAAGUCAAGAUGGAGAAAGAAAAAGAGGGUUUCCCACUGACUUCUCUUAGGGAAAUAAACAUUCUUCUUUCUUUUCACCACCCAUCCAUAGUUGAUGUUAAAGAAGUAGUGGUAGGAAGUAGCCUUGAUAGCAUUUUCAUGGUCAUGGAAUAUAUGGAGCAUGACCUUAAAGGACUAAUGGAAGCAAUGAAGCAACCUUUCAGCCAGAGUGAAGUGAAGUGCUUGAUGAUCCAGCUUUUAGAAGGUGUGAAGUAUCUUCAUGAUAACUGGGUGCUUCAUAGGGAUUUAAAGACUUCAAACCUGCUUCUAAAUAAUAGGGGUGAGCUCAAAAUUUGUGAUUUUGGCUUGGCUCGUCAGUAUGGGAGUCCUUUAAAGCCCUAUACACACCUGGUGGUUACGCUUUGGUACAGGGCACCUGAACUUCUUCUGGGGGCAAAACAGUAUUCAACAGCCAUAGACAUGUGGUCUUUAGGUUGUAUAAUGGCUGAGCUAUUGUCUAAGGAACCACUGUUCAAUGGGAGAACAGAGUUUGAUCAACUUGACAAGAUUUUUCGGAUUCUUGGCACUCCAAAUGAAGCAAUAUGGCCUGGUUUCUCAAAAUUACCUGGAGUCAAGGUCAAUUUUGUCAAACACCAGUACAACCUCCUGCGUAAAAAGUUCCCUGCCACAUCAUUCACUGGAUCUCCUGUUCUUUCUGAUUCAGGGUUUGAUUUGUUGAACAAGCUUCUAACAUAUGACCCUGAAAAGCGUAUCACUGCUGAAGCUGCUCUAAAUCAUGAGUGGUUCCGUGAGGUUCCUCUUCCCAAAAGUAAAGAAUUCAUGCCUACAUUUCCUGCCCAACAUGCUCAGGACAGGCGCAUGCGGAGAAUGUACAAGAGUCCAGAUCCUCUAGAGGAGCAGCGGCGGAAGGAGUUGCAGCAGGGUGAAUCAGGGACUGGUGGAAUUUUUGGCUGA